CCCACGACGGUCACACCGCACAACUCGUCCGUACCUCGGCGGUCCGUAAACAAUAUUUACUCGGUUUUCGGCUAAAUCGCCAGAGAAACGCAACGGGAAAUCAUUUAAAAUGCGCCCAAGUGCACCGAGCUUAAACGCAAAAUGAAUUGAACAUUCUUCCAGUGCUCAACAAUCAGUCCAUGCGAGCACGCGGGUGUGUGUGUGCGCAGGAAAAACCGCCGAUCGGGAAAAGUGAAGAAAAGGCAUAGCGAAGCAAACAAAAGGCAACUUAGCGAGAUAACACACACGCGACGACGACUGCAACGGAUGCGCCAGGAGAAAGGCGACGAUAGUGACGGCGAAGGCGAGUGCGAGUGAGCCAGCGCAGCACCAAGUCAGCGGAGCACCCGCUUUUUUGGUCAAGUUCGCUUCUGGAGCGCACAGCAUGCAACAACUCCGCCAACACCAACACAGGAUGUGCGCAACUAGUUGAUCGGAACAGGAUCGCUCGCCCACACCACCACACAGAAGUCAAAGGAAGGGGAAGAACACACUCGCCAAAAACAUAAACACCACACAGCACGAUGAACACCAGCCAGACAGCUGCCGGCAAUCGCAUCACCUUCACCAGCCAGCCGCUGCCCAAUGGCACAAUCAACAUAGCCGGCAAUCCCGGCGCGGUCAUCUCCACGGCCCAGCUGCCGAAUACCACCACCAUCAAGACGAUCCAGGCGGGGAUCGGUGGUCAACAUCAGGGACUUCAGCAAGUGCAUCAUGUCCAACAUCAGCAGCAGGCGCAACAGCAACAACAGCAGCAGACGCAAUCCGUAGGUGCCACCCAAACUCAAACCCUAGUUAUUAAAUCCAACCACCAUGCUGUCACCCUGCCGGCGGGUCUAGUCUCAAGUGCACCAGCAGGAAUCGUAACCAUGACCAAGACCAUCAAUCAGGCCGGUCAGCCGCUGCUCAACUCAAUGCUGCCGGCAGGCGUGGUGGUGGGCAUGCGCCACCAGGCGCCGUCACAGCAGCAGCAGAAGAAUGUGCCCACCAACCCGCUCAGUCGUGUGGUGAUCAACUCCCACAUGGCGGGGGUUAGACCGCAGAGUCCAUCGAUAACUUUAAGCACACUUAAUACGGGUCAGACCCCGGCAUUGCUGGUCAAGACGGAUAACGGAUUCCAGCUGUUGCGCGUGGGCACGACGACGGGUCCGCCGACGGUGACACAGACUAUAACCAACACCAGCAAUAACAGCAACACGACAAGCACCACAAACCAUCCCACAACCACACAGAUCCGUCUGCAAACUGUGCCGGCUGCAGCUUCUAUGACCAACACGACCGCCACCAGCAACAUUAUUGUCAAUUCGGUGGCCAGCAGUGGAUAUGCAAACUCAUCGCAACCGCCGCACCUUACGCAAUUAAAUGCGCAGGCGCCACAACUGCCGCAGAUUACUCAGAUCCAAACAAUACCGGCCCAGCAGUCUCAGCAGCAGGUGAACAAUGUAAGCUCCGCGGGAGGAACGGCAACGGCGGUCAGCAGUACGACGGCAGCGACGACGACGCAGCAGGGCAAUACCAAAGAAAAGUGUCGCAAGUUUCUAGCCAAUUUAAUCGAAUUGUCGACACGGGAACCGAAGCCGGUGGAGAAAAAUGUGCGUACCCUCAUCCAGGAGCUGGUCAACGCGAAUGUCGAGCCGGAGGAGUUUUGUGACCGCCUGGAGCGCUUGCUCAACGCCAGCCCGCAGCCGUGUUUGAUUGGAUUCCUUAAGAAGAGUUUGCCUCUGCUUCGACAAGCACUAUACACGAAGGAGCUGGUUAUCGAAGGCAUUAAACCUCCGCCGCAGCACGUUCUCGGCCUGGCCGGACUAUCUCAACAGUUGCCUAAAAUCCAAGCGCAAAUCCGUCCAAUCGGUCCCAGUCAGACAACGACCAUUGGACAGACGCAGGUGCGUAUGAUAACGCCGAACGCCUUGGGCACGCCGCGGCCCACCAUUGGCCACACCACGAUAUCGAAGCAGCCGCCAAACAUUCGGCUGCCUACGGCCCCGCGUCUUGUCAAUACAGGAGGAAUUCGCACCCAGAUACCCUCGCUGCAGGUGCCUGGACAGGCGAAUAUUGUGCAAAUACGAGGACCGCAGCAUGCUCAGCUGCAGCGCACGGGAUCGGUCCAGAUCCGGGCCACCAGUCGUCCGCCAAACAGUGUGCCCACCGCGAACAAACUCACUGCCGUCAAGGUGGGACAGACGCAAAUCAAAGCGAUUACGCCCAGCCUGCAUCCACCCUCGCUGGCGGCCAUCUCUGGGGGACCACCGCCGACGCCCACGCUGUCUGUUUUGUCUACGUUGAACUCCGCCUCGACCACAUCGCUGCCGAUACCGUCGCUACCCACGGUCCACCUUCCUCCCGAAGCUCUUCGAGCCCGUGAGCAGAUGCAAAAUUCACUGAACCACAACAACAAUCACUUUGAAGCUAAACUGGUGGAGAUUAAGGCGCCCUCUCUGCAUCCUCCUCACAUGGAGCGGAUCAACGCAUCGCUCACACCAAUUGGAGCCAAGACGAUGGCAAGGCCGCCGCCCCCGAUCAGCAAGUCGAUAGGGAAAAAGAAACGCGACGCCAUGGAAAUGGACGCCAAAUUGAACACAUCGAGCGGAGCAUUGGCGUCAGCUGCCAACUCGUUUUUCCAGCAGAGCUCCAUGUCCUCGAUGUACGGUGACGAUGAUAUCAACGAUGUGGCCGCCAUGGGUGGUGUUAAUUUGGCGGAGGAGUCGCAGCGGAUUCUUGGCUGCACGGAAAACAUCGGCACCCAGAUUCGUUCCUGCAAAGACGAGGUAUUUCUCAAUCUGCCCUCCCUGCAAGCCAGAAUACGGGCAAUUACUUCGGAGGCGGGACUGGAUGAGCCGUCGCAGGAUGUGGCCGUUCUGAUAUCGCACGCCUGUCAGGAGCGACUGAAGAACAUCGUUGAGAAGUUGGCUGUGAUAGCGGAGCACCGCAUUGAUGUCAUCAAGUUGGAUCCACGCUACGAGCCCGCCAAGGAUGUGCGCGGCCAGAUCAAGUUCCUGGAGGAGCUGGACAAGGCCGAGCAGAAACGACACGAGGAACUGGAGCGUGAGAUGCUGCUGCGGGCAGCCAAGUCACGCUCGAGGGUAGAGGAUCCCGAGCAGGCCAAGAUGAAGGCGAGGGCCAAGGAGAUGCAACGCGCCGAAAUGGAGGAAUUGCGUCAACGAGAUGCCAAUCUGACGGCGCUGCAGGCGAUUGGACCUCGAAAAAAACUCAAGCUGGAUGGCGAAGCAGUCAGUUCGGGAGCGGGUUCAAGUGGCGGCGGAGUGCUAAGCAGCUCGGGAUCUGCGCCGACGACGUUACGGCCUCGUAUAAAACGUGUGAACCUGCGCGACAUGCUCUUUUACAUGGAGCAAGAGCGCGAGUUCUGUCGCAGUUCCAUGCUGUUCAAGACAUACCUCAAGUGAUCGCUGCUGUUGCCCCUCAAUCGCACCGUCUUCUCCUCGCCGAUCCUCCUACUCCGUGGACUGUCGUCGUUGUUGUGUAUUCAGCUUUACGAUUUCAUCCAUUUGCAAUAUAAUUUAGCCUCAAAUUUAACUGCGUCGCGUCUCCCCUGUUGUUUCUUUUUAGUUAGGCGGCUCUAUUUAAUUUCUAUUUUUACUUUUACUUACAUAAAUUCCUAAAUUCUAAUCGUAUUUGAUUUUAAGCCUAAUUUAAAGCUCGUUUAUUUUCCCAAUAAAUUGUCUGUAAAACUUAAACCAAACCAAUCCAAAAACAAAACAUAACCAGAGUAACGUAAACUAAACGAAGAGAAUAAAAUAAUAGAGAGGAAAGUAAAAGAAAAGAGAACGCGCAGUCAGCGGGCGUUUGAUUUGUAAUUUGUAACAUAAUAAUGUUUGCAUCAACUGCAUUGACGGCCUUAUCUAAACGAUAUAAACAUAAUUAUUAAUAUUUAAAUUUUUAGCUUAGUUUGUUAAACGAAAACGAAGCAUAAAUCCUAGAUAUUAAGUAAAAAGAAAGCGCGCGCGCGAAGAGAAAUCGAAACCGAAUUACAGAUAAAUGGUUUUUAAAACCAGAAAACCGAAACAAGUUCAGCAACAGCAAAACAGAAGAACACAUCAAAAACAGAACCGCAAAAAAUAUCAAUUUAAACAUACAUUGAAUUAGUUCUAGUUGUUUAAAAAAGUAAAAGAUGUAAUUUUUAAUUACCUAUAUUGUAUAAACGGAAAUCAAUCGUUAGGCAAGACCACUACAAACCCAACAAAUUGUAAAUACAUGCUAGGCUACGAUUUUUCAAAUAGAUAACUAGGUAAAAACGCAAACGUAAUUAACAAAUUAUCGAUGGCUAGGAACGAUGCGAACGCAGACACCUUGGCACACCGAGAUAAAAUAUGUUUUUAAGAGUGACGCUCGUUCAUCCAUCAAGAAACACGGUUCUUUAGGCUUCAUAGAUCCGUAACUCCCCUAAUCCAAUCUGGACUACACACAAAAUAGACAAAUUUUAUACAAUUAGCCCGAUAAAUCUUGUAAAAUAAAGUCCCAUAAAAAAUAUAACAAA
Messenger RNA from Drosophila teissieri, 4534 nucleotides. RefSeq names its product transcription initiation factor TFIID subunit 4 (gene Taf4). Gene Ontology annotation, biological process: transcription initiation at RNA polymerase II promoter; DNA-templated transcription. Gene Ontology annotation, cellular component: transcription factor TFIID complex. The transcript has 11 exons. Lineage: Eukaryota; Metazoa; Arthropoda; Insecta; Diptera; Drosophilidae. The record is from RefSeq and is a predicted model, not a curated record. The coding region runs from base 564 to 3443 and encodes 959 amino acids. Gene Ontology annotation, molecular function: DNA binding; RNA polymerase II general transcription initiation factor activity; protein heterodimerization activity.